AAAAGCAGAGAGAGAGAGAGAGAGAGAGAGAGAGCACACUGGUGAUUGCACACGGGACUGGCUUGUGCAGGGCGGGAACACCAAUCAGGGAAUACCAUCAGAGAACAGUUAUGACAGGAAAAUAAUGGACCGUUCUUUUCAGACUCUUUGAAUAAACAGAAAAUGGCUUCGCCCUUAAAACUAGUUGGACUUCAGCACCAACCGUCGAAAAUGGGUUCUAUUACGACACAUAGAUGCACAGGAUUUGGAAUCCAGGAAAUUCUGGGCUUGAACAAGGAGCCGCCCGCGUUUCCGCGGCAUCCGUUGGAAUCUCUGCAGCACAGGGCGCACCUUCUGACGGCUAGGUCGGCUUUGGGCCCCGCGGCAGUCGGGGUUGGAAUGGGAAUUAUUGGUCCAGGAGGGAUUCAUUCGUUUUACAGCCAGCCUGCCUUUCUGGAGGUGUUGCAGGAGGCGCAGAGUGUUCACCUUCAGCCGCUCAACAGGGCCAGGGCAACGGGACAGCUGGAUGCCCACCACUCCGCAAGCUGUUCUGAUUCAGAUGACGUUUCCUCCAGUGAAAAGACAUUUUCUAAUUCAUCCAUGAGCCAGAACAAGAAAAGAAAGAAGAGACGUCACAGAACUAUAUUUACUUCGUAUCAGCUGGACGAGUUGGAGAAGGCUUUCAACGAGGCCCACUACCCCGAUGUUUACGCCAGAGAGAUGCUCUCCAUGAAGACGGAACUUCCAGAGGACAGGAUACAGGUUUGGUUUCAGAACCGCCGUGCCAAGUGGAGGAAGAGGGAGAAGUGUUGGGGUCGCAGCAGUGUGAUGGCGGAGUACGGCCUGUACGGUGCCAUGGUCCGCCACUCCAUCCCUCUGCCCGAGUCCAUCCUCAAGUCAGCCAAGGACGGCGUCAUGGAUUCCUGCGCCCCAUGGCUACUGGGUAUGCACAAGAAGUCCAUGGAUACCCCUGUACCAACCUCUUCUGGGAAACUAGAAGCUCCCCAUUCCCAACCGCCUGCCAGGGAACGAGAGAGGGAGAGAGUGGUGGAGAAAACAGAGGAGGAGGAGAGGAGGAUGGAGAGUACCAGAUCGUCCAUGUCCAAAGAGGAACUGCGAGAGAAUAGCAUCGCUGCACUCAGAGCUAAAGCACUGGAACACAGCGCUAAGAUGCUGGGGACACAUCCUGGGGACGGACCACCGGGAACAGUUUCAGGGGACGGAACAGGGGGACAGCCAGUGGAGACAGAGGACAAAGAGGAGGACAGUUGAAGCCUGCGUUGGAGAGAGAGAGAGAGAGCCCAGUCACUGAUAUGAAUGCUCAUCGUCUGAAGAAGUUGAUGCCCUCUCUGUAAAGAACACUGUUUACAUACUCCUGAUGUCUAUACUAUCAUAAACAAGAUGGUAUCGGUCACAAUACACAAUAUUCUCAGUAGCAAAAAAAAGUUCAUAAUGUUUCUUUGACACCAAGACCUGAUAUCGUCAACAUCAAAAUCCUUCAGUCAUGGAGAUCAAUUUUGUACAGAUCACAUUUUGCAUCAUGGGAAAUUCCGCCUCGGUAAACUGCUAUAACUAUACCCCGGUCUAUAACUGUCCACUGUUUUGUAAUCUGUCAGCUAUUUGGGUGCUUGCUAUUCUGCGACUUUAGGCCGACUAACUAUUUGGUUACGUAGAUCAGUCUCUACAUAACAUAAUAGGGGACAGUACAUAGGCUAAGGUAAUACUCAAAACAUGUCGUGACAAAAAUAUACAUGGUGUCUUGUGGAAAAAACAAGAGACUAAACUUGCAGAGGAUUCGUGGACCUUUUUAACACAAACAUAUUCUCUUGAAAUGUAUGGUGGAUUUCUCUAUUGUAAUAAUUUUAAAACGAAAUAUAGCUACGUUCAUGUAGUUGGAAAUGAGUAAGUUGUGUUUUUGUUUCGUCUCUGUGUUCUGUAUAAGAGUAAUAAAACGUUAUUUACGUGGAA
Oncorhynchus mykiss (rainbow trout) is the source of this 1947-nucleotide messenger RNA. Its product is annotated as visual system homeobox 2. Gene Ontology annotation, biological process: regulation of transcription by RNA polymerase II. Lineage: Eukaryota; Metazoa; Chordata; Actinopteri; Salmoniformes; Salmonidae. Gene Ontology annotation, molecular function: sequence-specific double-stranded DNA binding; DNA-binding transcription factor activity, RNA polymerase II-specific. The record is from RefSeq and is a predicted model, not a curated record. Gene Ontology annotation, cellular component: nucleus.